AUAGCAUUAUGUCAGACACAGAUUACAGUGAAUACGAUUCAGACGAGGAGCCACACACCCACAUUGCACAUGGUCAAACCAAAGAUACUGGGCUUUUGUUGAACGGUGCUUUAGCAAAGGUUAAGCAUUGGAAAUCAAAGUAUCUCAAAUGUAACAAAGAAAAAGAAAAGGGUCUUAAUGUUUUGAAGGAUGCAAACAUGAAAGUUAAAAAUUUGACUGAGAUGAAGUUAGCGUACGACAAGCUCAAAGUGGAUUCUGAUGUUGACAAGAGAGAUUGGGAGAUAAGAAUUACUAAUGAAGCUGAACAGACCAAAAAGUACCAAGUGUUACUGAAAAAGAACAAAGCGAGUUUGGAAGAGAUGACCCAGAAACAUCGCGAAAUUGCUGAGUUGAACAAAACGAACGAGGCUAAACUUUUCCAAACUAAAAUAGAUUAUGCGGGAGUAGUGAGUGGUGUAGCGAGUCUAGAGGAGCAGUUGGCUGAACUGAAGGAUGAGAACAGGAACUCGAAGGAGGUAAUGCAGGAACAGACCAGUAACAUACAAGCCCUCUCUGGCGAAAACAGUGGUCUUCAGAAAGACAACGAGUUGUUGAAAGAUCGCUGCAAGGAACUCUCAUCUCAAGUGAACGAGUUCAGGAAUAUCUGUGAGAAGUUGGAUAAGAAGUACGGUAACCUGGCUCAAGAACAUCUAGCUUUAAAGAACGAUAGCAGCAUGAACAGCAGCUCCCUUACAAAGUCUAUAAAUGUAUCUAAAGAAGAAACACUACAACUAACGAAAGAGAGGGAUUCUCUAGCUCUGAACUACUCUCAUACAAAAGAAGCAUUAGUAGACACCCAGAAGAAGUUGGAGGAGCUACACGAGCUUUACAAGAAGGAGAAGAGUGAAGCGGAUGAGAACUCAGUCCUCCUCAAGCAAGCAGAAAUGAGCAUCCAGCACCUCAAGGAGCUUUACACAGAGAAGGAAAGUCAGCUGAAGAAGCAGACAACUGAGCUAGAGUCUCAAGUGUGUGCUCUGAAGAAAGACGUUGAAAAUACACGCGCUUUACUUCACGAGGCCCAGAGUCACUCAAAAUCACUGGAAGAAACCAUCACGUGUGAAGGAAAAGAUGCUGAGAUGUUAGCAAAUCUGAAGGAGACUGAGAAAGAGAAACUGUUGAUAGAGAUACGAAAAUUCAUAUUUCAAAAUACAGGGUUAAAAGAUCAGGUGUGCAAGUUAAAGAAGAUGAAUGAGAAUAUGGAACAGAACUACUCAAUACACAUCAGAAAAGCUAAUGAGCAGGUAGAAGGACUGAGUAAGCAGCUCAGUGAACAGUCUCACCAUCUCUCUGUUGUUGAAACUGAGCGUGAGAGAUUACAGGUAAAGUGUAACAAAGCCAAACGUCUGUCAAGUCAGACUGACACAACCAUACUCAAGCUCAACGAACAAGUCGCCUUAACAAGGGAGCAGAAGUCCACUUUACAAGACAAGCUGAACAAGUCACUAAAUGAGUAUCAGGAUGUGGAGGGGAGAGUGAACUUGGUAAAUGAGACAUUGGAUACUGAGAAGGGUAAUUGGGGACUGAAAGAGCAGGAAAUGACUAAGGAGAUAGAAAACUUCAAAUUGGAAGUUUCAAAUCUCGAGGACCAAAUCAACGAGAUCGAUAAAAAUAAAGAAGCACUCUCACAAGAGAAUUUAAGUCUAAAACUUCAAUAUCAAGAAGAAAGGGAGGCUCUCAAGACCAAUUUUGCGAACCUCACUGAGUGUAAUAGAGAACUGGAAUAUAGAGUGUUCGAGUUAGGGAAGUCUCGCGAAGAGAUGGAGAACCGUUAUGGUGCUCAGUUGGAUACCUGCCAGAAAAAGAUUCAGCUGCUGAACAACAAGGUAAACGAUAAAACCAAUGAGCUGGAGACGGUACAGACACAAAACAACGCACUCUUGAUACAAGCUGAGAGACUGAAAGUGGAUUCUGAACACAACAAAAGUACUAUAACUCGACUGAGUGAGGAGGCUGACGCUUAUAGGACCGAACAUGAGAGUUCUCGAGAGGAACUGAACCAAUCUGUAAACAAACAAGAAGCUCAGGAGUUGAAUAUCAGAAAAGUUAAUGAGCGUUUGGAGAAUGAAAAGAUAAAGUGGAGCGGAAGAGAAUGUCGAUAUUUGAAUGAGAUACGUGAUAUUGAGUCCAGAAAUCAAGAACUCAAGGUCAAAUUAGAGGAGUUGACGAUGCACUACAAAACAGAGAUUCUAGAAUUGUCCUCAAGAUUGGGCAACAAGAUCUCUGCUACCGAGGAGGAGAACAGUCAGAAGAUGACCGCUAUGGAAGAGAGUAUAAGGUUAUUGGAGGAAGUUCAGACAGAUUACCAGGAAGUGAUCAGAUACGCUGUCCUGAUCAUACAACAGUCAUUGUCACGACUCACUCCCAGCAGCCACUAUAACCCAUGUUCCCAUAUCAGGACACAGCGAGGAGGACAACAGGUUAGUAGCACAAAUACAGAGCAGAUAGCCGCCCUCAACACAGAGCUGGGGCAUCUCACUGCUACUUCUGGGCAUCUCAAUCAGAAGAUAACACAGUUAGAGGAAGAAAAAGAGCAGGAUGUACAGAGGUAUGAAAAGUUAACAGAAGAGAGGAACCAGCUCAUCAAAGAGAAAAAUGAUGUCGAGAUCGAGAUGGGAAAGCAGCGGGAUGCGUUCAAAGAGGAAAUCCGAACCAUGAAAAACGACAUGAAGAACAACGAAAAUAAACACGAGGUGUUGAGGAAGAAGUUGGAGGGAUCCAGAGAGGAGCUAGCUAAGAUGGAACACGAGGUCAGAGGAUUACAGACCAGUUUGGCUGAUAAAACUAACAGUAACGAGAGGCUUACCGAGGAAAUCGGAGUUCUAAAAACGGAUAAUAGUGUGAUGAGUCACCAACUGAACGAGCUGAAGACCACAUCUCAAGAGCGCUUCACGGAGAUUGAAAACUUAAAGACGAGAAUAACGGUCAUUCAAGAAGACAACAAGAACAUCAGACUGAAAUCUGAUGAAAGCUUGUCAAAAGUGAAAGAGAAAGAAGUGCUGUAUAAAGAACUCCUGGAUAAGCUCACUGAACUGCAACAGAAACUCCAUGGCGAUCAGAUCAAGCACAUCGAAGAGAUAAGCGUUGUAAAGGAAGAACUUCAAGAGAAGAUUUACUGUCUAGAGAGUGAAAUGAAGCAAGUAAAGUUUGAGCGGGAUAACAAAGAGUCUCAAAUUGUCGCUCUUAAGGGUCAGAUUAGUAAACGGUCUGAAGAGAAGGUAUCAACUAGUGCAGUGCCAGUACCUACCGGUAUUUCGGAAGAGGCAGCGCAGCAAUAUCGAGAACUCUACGAGAAAUUCAUGGCUCUGCAAGGGGAGGUCCAACAACUAAGAUCUGAGAAAAUUAUCCUGGAUAACUCUGCUACUCAACUAAAGUUUAAUCUUGAUACUGAGCGGGAAAAGUUGUCCGCCACUGAACUGGCGAUCAAAAAUACAACAGAUUUGUUAAAUGAUACGAAAGAAAAGAUGGGAGAUGUUCAGUCCCUGAACAACAAGGCUAGCAAUGACAUAACAAGGUUAGAAGAGAUACUGAAAGUAGAAAGGGAUAAAUACUGCAGAUUGUCAGCGGAGCACGAUAUCGAGAGAUCAAGCAUAAUAAAACUUAACAGCUCUAUUGCCACUUUUAAAGAACAGAUUGAGAAACUCAAAGAAAACUCCAAACAGCAGGAGACAGAGAAGAUAGCCUUCCAGAAGCAACUGAUGGAGAAAGAGCAGAUGCUGAGUAGUGAAGCUAAACUCCGACUUCACAUGAGCUCUCAACUCUCUUCUAACUCAAACUAUGAAACAGCGCUGGAGAACGAGAGGAAGAAAGCGGAGAAGUUGGAGGAGAAGUGCGAGGUGCUGUGCGGACAGGUGGAGAGACUGAAGACUAGUGUGGAGGAGGGUGAGACUUCCAGAAGGAAACUUAGAGAGGAGCUCGAGGAGGCUACAAGACCGCAACCUAAUGCUGGACAACACGAAGAUAAGAUAAGGUCACUGAAACAGAAACUAGCUGCGGAUCGAGAGAGCUUUAAAAAGAUUCAAGAUGAUUUGACAAAGAAAGUUAAGAAAGCUCAACUUCUUGUAAAGGAGGAGGCCGCCCAGAGAAAGGAGCUCACUGAUAAAUACAUUAUGGUUAAGAGCGAAAUAGGAGAGUUACAGGGGAAAAUGACAGUACUUCUUGCUGAUAACGAGCGUUUAAAAGCUCAGUACGAGUCACUGAUGAAAGAGAAAGCUACUGUUACUCAGGAGAAAACUGAGUUGGAAACUUCGUUAAGGACUGAUUACGUUCUCAGGAGAGAGGUUGAAAUGUCGAAGAAGAAUCUGGAAGCUCGAAAUAGGGUGGAAUACAACAAGAGGCUACAAGAAAUGAACCAAAAGUGGGACCAAGACAACAAAUCUAAAGAAGCGAUGGACAAGUUCAAGUCCACUACUGAGUCUAAAAUUCGUGAAGAUCUUGAAAAGAGUAACAGACAGCUAAAACAAAAGGUUACAGACUGUCUAGAUCAGUUCGACCACAGAGAGAAACAACUCUCUAACAUCCAGCUGGAGAAUGAGAAGUUAAAACAGAUUCUUGCGGAGGAGAGGAGGGCGAUGGAGAGACUACUGCCCUCUUUUGCUGUUGAUCAAACACCUGUACCUCGUCUCUCUCUUAACUCUACUCCCCGGGCUCCUUUUAGACAAGGCGACAAUUCUAACGUCAGAGCGACUCAAGACGCCAACGCCACGUGGCAGCUGAUGAAAUCCAAACUGAAUGAAAGUCUGAACAGAUAUCUAGUAGAAGAGGAAAUCUCACCCGGCCGAGGGAACAUACCUGGGAUACUGACUCCUGGGCGGAUUACUCCUGGUAGAGUGACUCCUGGGCGGAUUACUCCUGGCAGGGUGACUCCUUCAUCGAUCAGGAGAGCAGACCUCAAUAUCGACCCUGACCCUGCUAGAACUUCUGCGGAUAGUUUCUUGUGACCGGGAAAAUUGUAGUGGACUCUUUUUAUAUUCUUUAUAUCAACUUAUCAAUAAGCGAAGUGGGGACUGCUAUAUUUGAGUUUCUCAUAUUAAAUGUGGCUGCGCCACCAGACUUAGAGGAUUAAAAUAAAAAAGAUAGUGAUUUUACUUGUUAUCUGAUAUUUUGACUACAAUAAACUCGAUGUCUAAAUAAGGUAAUGAAUUUGAGAUAUAUUAAGUUGAUAACCAGAUUUUAAAGACUAUUUAUCUUUGUUAGACUAAUGUUGCAUUGGAAGUGAAAUAUAUUCAUAAUUUUCUUCUGCGAUUAAUAUGACCGUUAAAAAUGUUAUGUUGUUACCAUUUUUAUUAUUCCUGAA
Messenger RNA from Bolinopsis microptera, 5332 nucleotides. RefSeq lists its product as uncharacterized. Bases 9 to 4976 code for a protein of 1655 amino acids. NCBI's taxonomy places the organism in Eukaryota, Metazoa, Ctenophora, Tentaculata, Lobata, Bolinopsidae. The record is from RefSeq and is a predicted model, not a curated record. The transcript is spliced from 39 exons.